CACACAGCCUUCACCGCGGUCUCUCCAAAGCUGCUUCACGUGGCACGCACACUGACCGUGACCCCAGCGUGUGUGACCUACACUGUUUUAUAUCUACUGUGACCUACACUUACAGUUGUUGACAAAGUCACAAGUCUACAAGUAUGUAUGUACCCUACACACGCACACCCCGAGUGGUGAUGUGAGGUCGCCGUGCGCAGAAUGUGUGGUGCCGCGCGGCUUACGUGAAGCGCCGAGAGGUCACGUGAUCAUUUCGACACCUUGCUUCACGUCGACAGCGUGCUUCACGUACCACUGGGCUGUCACAUGGUGUUCACAUGCCACUGGGCUGUCACAGGGUGUUCACGUGCCACUGAGCUGUCACAGGGUGUUCACAGACUCAGCUUUUUGUCGUAGUACGGCCAUAGUCGGCUCGGUGUAAGACACUAACCCUUCCCCACCCGCCCAGAACACCAUGGUUGGGUCACAAAAGUUGAGGGGUGGCGGUAAUUAACUGUCAACUAAAUAAUCCCAAAUAACUGACAAUGAUAACAACUUCCACGAGUCGUGUAAUAAACUAAAAUAAUGUGGCGGUGCCUUAUGUCAACAUCAAGUCCUGCAGUGACCCUGUCUGUCCAGUUGUAUCAUCACACCCUGAGAGACAGAGACAGCACAGGGUACACAGAAAGGUUCCUCGCACCCACCUUCCCUCUAUCUCCCUCUCAAUCCUUCUGUCGCUCAUUGCAAUCUGGCUUUCUGUCUCACGAGCAACACUCGUCACAAACAGGGCGGGUUGUGGCCCCUGGGGCUGGGGCUGGGGGUGAAGGAGGGAGAUUUAGUGGCCCAUUAAGCCCGUGACGCAGACAGGAGAGAGCGAACCUGGCUCACUUGACUGGUGACACACGCUUGCUCACCUGUACACCUGACCGCUGGCUUAUCCUCGCUCUUGCAUGCAGUCACGUGACCUGUACCCACUGGCGCCGCCAUUUUGUCAGUUACGGAGACGAUUUUGUGCACACGACACUAAAGCCCCAGUCUCCUCCCCUCAAGGGAUAGCAGACGACACUUUAAUUAAGACAACUGCCACCACCAGCAGGUAAAAAUGAAGCUGAGGUGGCCGACGACUGUGGUCGUCCUCGUCGUCAACACCUGUGUGGUGUGUGCAGCCGCACAGACGGCCGCCCGUCACAUGUUUUCCAGGAGAUCGCAGAGAGUUAUAAUGAGACGGACAUGCUGUCCCCUCCCAGCAUCAGACACUUCUUCACCAACAUUCUGUCUUCCUUCCAGUGUUCCCUCAAUCGGACAACACCGUCCGACUCGGUCAACUCCGGUCACAGCUGUGGGGCGGCCUUGUGUCUUGAUGUCGACAGCCUCCUGCUGGCUGUGGGAGACAACUCCUCCCUCGGCCUCAAGGGAGAGCAGUUCGUACAAGCUGCGAUGGUGCUUCUCUACUUCCUGCCCAAGAAACCCUUCGCCUGUCACGACACCAUCCACAUCCCAGCGGGCAACAACACUGUGGAAGAAGUGAGAAGAAACUUGUCUGCUAUAAUCAGCGCCCACAUCUCACAGGCCGGGGUACAGUCGCUCCUGGACGACAUCCAGCAGUCCUACAGAACGCACAAGGACGAUGGCGACCAUCAUGACCAUAAGCACGAGCACGACAACCACAGCGACAACAGCACGUCCAUUAUCAAGGUCAAGUGCCUGUCCGGGGACUCGGUCGCUCACUACCUGGGAGUGGAGGAUGAGGCGGACGUACCCGCAGCCGAGUACCUGGAGAGUGUGUCGGGUGUCAUCCUGUACCAGAUGUCGCAAGGUCACGAGAUCCAAGCAACAUGUCGUCUGCUGCCCACAAAAGGGUUUUUUCGCAAAGACGUUGAUCAAGCAGGUCACUGAUGGGGGAGACCACCUGAGCCCCGCAGAUCUCAACACCAUCAUGGACAAGCUCACCAUCCUGCCCACCUCAUCCUCAUCCUCCACCUCCCACGACCACGACCACAGUGAGGAGGCGCAUGCGCGGAAAAGGCGGAGUGCGCAUGUCCCGGAAAUUGUACAGUCACGUGUC
Molecule: messenger RNA, 2044 nt
Organism: Pomacea canaliculata
Lineage: Eukaryota; Metazoa; Mollusca; Gastropoda; Architaenioglossa; Ampullariidae
Exons: 6
Coding region: 1210-1875 (221 amino acids)
Source: RefSeq, a predicted model, not a curated record